Messenger RNA from Nerophis lumbriciformis (worm pipefish), 2924 nucleotides. RefSeq lists its product as uncharacterized. The record is from RefSeq and is a predicted model, not a curated record. Gene Ontology annotation, cellular component: nucleus. Gene Ontology annotation, biological process: regulation of gene expression. Lineage: Eukaryota; Metazoa; Chordata; Actinopteri; Syngnathiformes; Syngnathidae.
UUGGUGCGUCAUUCCAUUCCAUUUAGCUGCUUCUCAGCAAACAGUUCGUUUUGGGAGCAUUUGUCAUUUUAUUUUGAAGUCCCACCUUCUUCCGGUAGUGACGUUGUCGUCCUCACUUGCUGUUGAGACAUGCCUUGAGGAGACAGGUGUGCUGCAGACUCGUGUGUUAAUGCUGCCGCAUUAUUUCCUCUAUACUUCAUACAGACAUCUUUGAAGAACAUCUUCUCCUUGAGCAGUAAUAGUAGACCUCAAGGAUGGAGCAGGAUGAGUCCCAGCCCCUCUAUAUAAAAGUGAAAGAAGAGGAGCCCUCACAAAUAAAAGAGGAAGAGGAGGAGGCACAGUACCGCCAUAUUAAAGGGGAAGAGGAGGAGCCAAAGCAGCCCCACAUUAAAGAGGAGGAUGAGCCACAUACAUUUGACAUUAAGGAGGAAAAGGAGUCACAGCCCUCCUUCACAGUACAGAGAAAGAGGAGUCAUAGCUCCGCUCACAUUAAAGAAGAAGAGGAGGAACACAGCAUCAGUCAGGAGGGAGAGCAUGUUGAAGGACUGGAGGAGGUUCAUGUCACCAAGAUGCCAGUGACUGGUGUGAUUGUGAAGAGUGAAGAUGAUGAAGUCAAAAGUGAAAGUGUGGAGAAGAGAGAGGUGGAUCCUUCAAGCAGCAGCUCAACUCAACACAUGACAACAGAAGACCACUGUGGAGGAUCACAAGCAGACAAGCUCUUAGCUCCACUAUCAGAUAGUGACGACACAACGUCACACUCUCCUGACACUGAUGAUGAAGACUCUAAAGCUGAUAAGACAUGUCCCACUGACAACACACGCUUUAAAUGUUCUUACUGUGACAAAACUUUCAAUCACAAUUGUCGUCUGAAAACACACAUGAGAACACACACUGGAGAAAAACCUUUUUCCUGUUCAAUCUGUGCUAAAGAUUUUACUAAAAAAUACAAUUUGAAAACACACAUGGUAACACACACUGCAAAAAAACCUUUUUCGUGCACAGAAUGUAGUAAGGGUUUUGCUCGUAAAUGUAUGCUGAAAGAACACAUGAGAAUACACACUGGAGAAAAACCUUUUUCUUGUUCAAUGUGCGGUAAAGAUUUUACUCUAAGGCAACAUUUGAAAACACACAUGACAAGGCACACUGGAGAAAACCCCUUUUCCUGCUCAGUAUGUGGUAAAGGUUUUACACGAUCUAAUGAUUUGAAAAGACACAUGAGAAUACACACUGGAGAAAAACCUUUUUCUUGUUCAAUGUGCGGUCAAGAUUUUACUUUAAGGCAAUAUUUGAAAACACACAUGACAAGGCACACUGAAGAAAACACCUUUUCCUGCUCAGUAUGUGGUAAAGGUUUUAAACGAGCUAAUCAUUUGAAAAGACACAUGAGAAUACAUGCUGGACAAAAACCUUUUUCUUGUUCAGUAUGUGGUAAAGGUUUUACACGAACUUGGGAUUUAAAGAUACACAUGAGGAUACAUACUGGAGAAAAACCUUUUUCCUGUUCAAUCUGCGGUAAAGGUUUUACACGGAUUAGUGAUAUGAAAACGCACAAGAAAAUACACACUGGUGAAAAAACUUUUUCUUGUUCAAUCUGUAACAGAGGUUUUACACAAACUGACUAUUUUAAAAUACAUAUGAGAACACACUAGUGAAAAGGCUUAUACAUGUCUAAACUGCAACAAGAGCUUUUGUCAACAAAGAACCCUAGUAGUACACAUGAGAACACACACUGGAGAGAAAUCGUUGAGUUGCAGUGUGUGUGGGGAAAGAUUCUCUUACGAGUACCAGUGUAAGAAACACGUGUGCUGGUGAGAACAGCAGCAGCAAAUUAAGCUGCACGAUUUGAAAUAAACUUACAGAACUUGUGUAACAACAUUAGCACAUACACUAUAUUUCCAAAAGAAUUUGGAAGAAUGAUCGAAAAUUCCUAUAAACAUACUCUGCAACCUUGUGAACAGCCUUCCCAGAAGAGUUGAAGCUGUAAUAGCUCCAAUAGCUGGACGGACAUCAUAAUGAACCCUAUGGGUUAGGAAUGGGAUGGCACUUCAACUUCAUAUGUGAGUCAGGGCAGGUGGCCAAAUACUUUUGGCUAUAUAGUGUAUUUGUUGAUAUGCUUCUGACAUUUUUAGGUUACAUUUUUUUUGGUGUUUUCAUUCCAGUUAAGUAUAUGUAUUAAUAUAAGCUCUGUUUCUUCCUACUCCUUUUCAGACAUGUUGGAAUGUGAAAUAGUAGACAUGUGAUGUAUACACUGUAAUUGUAUGCAUGUUGAAAAUAAACGAAUGCAAAAGUCAGCAGCAUAAAGAGGAGUCAUUUCAAAUGUACGUUUAGAAAUGUCAAUGAAGUGGAAACAAGUGUUAAGGUGUGAAAUUAAUGGUCACUAAAAUAUUUCAGUCUAAUAGAUGAGUGAAAAGUGACAUUUUAUUAAUUUGACUGGUGUUUGAUAAAACAAUGGCUUCUGAGCUGUGAAUGGCAUGUAUGAAUGACAAAGUGAGGGAAUCUACGACACAACCACUUGAGUGCUUUAGAUGUCAAAGAAUGGGACAUACAACACAACAUUGUCAAUGAAAAUAAAGAUGUGCAAAGUGUGGAGAAGAACAUGAUUGUGGUAAAUGUGCUAAAGAUGCUAAGCUAAAGGGUUGUACGUGUGGUGGGGAACAAGAUUCUAAAGAGCAGGCAAUGAGGUUCCGCCCGAAUGCAACUGGGAUAGGCUCCAGCACCCUCUGUGACCCCGAAAGGGACAUGAGGUAGAAAAUGGAUGGAUGGAUGAUUAACAGCAGUGAUGUGAAGCCUUCAAGUGCAUAAAACAAUAUUGUUAUUAAUAUUAUUUCAAUCUGGUUGCCAAAUGACAUAAGAGUGUCUAAACUGUUUUCUUACCACUUAUGGAACUGAUGAUUUCUUCCUGUAGCAGAUACUACAUUUGACAU